This is a messenger RNA of Symbiodinium necroappetens, 1596 nucleotides long. The record is from the annotation of a GenBank genome assembly. Lineage: Eukaryota; Dinophyceae; Suessiales; Symbiodiniaceae.
AUGGUUUGGAACCGCAUUGCGCUUGUCAGUCUGCUGCUUGUCGUGCCUGCCGCUGGACAGUGCGACGAAGGCACCUGCCAAAGCCUCCAGCCAUAUUUCGACUGUCUCUUGGACUUCGGCAGCGGGGCUGCUGGUGCCGGAAACGCGAUCACAUUCGCAAAUUGCCCAGGCAUUGGCCGAGUUGCCGUCAGGGUCCGACUCGUGGGUGACGCCCGCUCCGAGAAGUAUGUCAACGCAUUCGAAGUGCUGCGGCCACAUCUGGAUCGCAAUGUCUUGCAGUUGCCCGAGGAACACCUCACUCGGUUGCCUGCUGAAGACAGGUUUGUGGAAGUUGCAUUCUUGUCAGGACUGUUCUCGGCGCUGAGUUCACGACCAAUCAGACCGAUCCAUCGGAAGGGGGAGGGCCAUGCCGAACUGCUUUGGCGUGAAAAAGUCAGGUGGUCGAUGGCAGGGGUGUUCGACAUAGCGGGACCUGCUGCAACAUGCACGUAUUGCUUCAACGACACGGCAUUGGUGCAGUUCCUUCCCUUAUGCGUCCGCCAACCGGGCGAUCCUGCAGGACAGUGCCACGCUCACGAACAAUUGCAGCCUCCCUUUGAGCUGGAAGUGGAGGUCAUGUCUCGAGCAAUGCCCAUUCUCCAGGUGAUCCCGGAAAUGAGCAUCUUGGAGUUGCUGAUCCUUCUGACUGGCUACACCAUGGACCUCGAGAAGAUGGCUUCCCUUAGCUUCUUGCACGACAACCACCUCGGGAAUCUUCUGGUGGUGAUAAGCCAAACGGGUGCAAGGAAGAUAACCUGGCAUGACUUCGGUGCUCGAAGCUACUUUCACACGGCCACGCAAUCUGAUUUCGAAAGCUUCAGGAAAUUGUUCGAUGAGUCUUACGAGAUGGUGAUUGCAUAUCUCACACAGCGCAGCGGCACCGCGAGCCUCGUUGCACAGUUGAGACACGUAAAAUCGGAGUGGAGCCUGGAAGGGAUUAGAGAUUUGGACAUCGUAUCAAAAGCAUUGGCCACGCUCGCAGAGAGCCUCCAGCAGGUAAUCAUGCAAUGGGCCGAAGGCAGCAUCAACAUCCGGCGUUCGGUGCUGCAAGCAUGGAGCCGAGCAUUGCCUCCAACGAGACUUGAGGCGCUUCGUGAACUUCUGGAGCAAGGUGGGCCUGUGGCUUCACCCGCAACUCUCGUUUUCCCAACAGUAGUUUGGGCAGACUUGUUCUUGAGCAGUUCUGGAAGAGAGGGGAACCCGGAUUGGGGACAAACAAACAUUAGUGAAUGCCGGUCUUGCUCUGAAGCUCGGGCAGUGUUCUUGAAUCCCAGUGAUGGCCCAGUUUCGGUCGGCGCAAGCGCAAGCUCUUGUUUUUUCCACACUGGCGUUUUUCGUUUUCUUCGCGUUGCCCCAGUUUCAUGCAGUGUAGUUCUAUGUCUUCCAGUUGGAGUGCAAAUCCAUCAGGGUCCUGUCUGCCGCUCUCCUUUGGUUUCUUGUAGAGCGAUUGUUGGAAAAUCGUCACACAUGGGAUUUGUUUCGGAGCCGGCCCCAUUCGCCCCACAAAACACCACAAGCUGGACAAGGCUCAUAAUUGAAGUUCCGCAUGGCGCUUAA